GCGACGGCGCGCGUCGUCUCACCGAUCGAAUCGUCGAGCGUCCGAUUCCGCUGGAGGGGCUCCUCGCUGACGUCGACGGGACUCCGCCCACGCCCUUCGAGCACUCGUCGGGUUACUUCAAGCUCAACAGGACCAAGGCGGCGGAGAUGUUCUACUUCUACUUCAAGUCCAGAUCCGCGACGCCCUCCAAGGACCCGGUGGUGCUGUGGAUGACCGGCGGCCCCGGCUGCUCCAGCGAGCUGGCCGUCUUUUACGAGAACGGGCCGUACCACAUCACCCCCGACCUCAAGCUCGAGGUGACCGAGCACGGCUGGGACACCGUCAGCAACCUCGUGUACGUCGACCAGCCCAUCAACACCGGGUUCUCGUACAGCGACGACCCAGCCGACGAGGUCCACGACGAGUCCGUCGUCGCCGAGGACAUGCUCCAGUUCCUCGCCGAGUUUGUCCAAGCCCAUCCCGAGUUGGACGGAAACGACUUUUUUAUCACCGGAGAAUCCUACGCGGGGCAUUACGUCCCGGCGGUGUCCUACCGCGUGUUCCGCGCCGCCCAAACCGGCGAGUUUACCGGCUUAAAGCUCAAGGGCCUCGCGGUGGGUAACGGCCUGACGAUGCCGGAGAUUCAGUACGGGGCGUACGCCGAUUACGCGCUUGCCCACGACAUGGUGGGCCCCGUCGCCGCCGCCGCCGCGAGGACGGUGUAUCCGGCGUGCAGGGCGGCGAUCAAGAAGUGCGGCGGCGGCGUCGCGCCCGACGGGCCGGAACCCGAGCCGCGUUCCAAGAAAGCGACGUGCUUGACCGCGGUGGAGAUCUGCCAGACGAUCCCGUCGGGCCUCAUGGCUGUCGCGGGCGACGUCAACAUCUACGACGUUCACAAGAAAAACGCCGGGCCGAGCUUCCCUUACGACUUUAGCGACGCGGAGAAGUUCCUGAACGAUCCGUCCGUCCGCGCCGCGCUCGGCGUCGGGAACCGUAAGUGGGAGAUGUGCAGCGGCAAGGUUCACGAGGACAUGAUGGCCGAUUGGAUGCGCAACCUCGAACCCACGAUCCCGCCGAUGCUGGAGGGCGGCGUCAGGGUCAUGAUCUACGCGGGCGAGAACGAUUUCAUCUGCAACUGGCUGGGUAACCACCGGUGGGUCAAGGCGAUGGAGUGGAGCGGCAAGGCUGGUUUCAACGCCGCGAUGCCAACGCCGUUCGUCGUGGACGGAACCACCGGCGGCGACGUCACGGAAGACGGCUUGCUGUCGUUUGUCAAGAUGUCCGAGUCGGGUCACAUGGUCCCGAUGGAUCAGCCGCGCAACGCGGUCGAGAUGCUGCGAAGGUUCAUCAGCGGCGAGGCCAUCGCCGGCGGGGAGUGGAACCCCCCCGCGAUUGUGACGAGAUCUGACGCGGUGCGGGUGGGAUCGCGCGCCGGCCCCCGCCGCGCGAUGCCGACCGCGUGAGCUCCGAACGACGACGACGACAACGAUUUUUCCCUGAAUCAGAUGGAAUGAAAACCUCCCUCCCUCUCU
Micromonas commoda is the source of this 1511-nucleotide messenger RNA. RefSeq lists its product with no specific name. Gene Ontology annotation, molecular function: serine-type carboxypeptidase activity. The transcript has a single exon. The record is from RefSeq and is a predicted model, not a curated record. Bases 147 to 1442 code for a protein of 431 amino acids. Gene Ontology annotation, biological process: proteolysis. Lineage: Eukaryota; Viridiplantae; Chlorophyta; Mamiellophyceae; Mamiellales; Mamiellaceae.